Messenger RNA from Mangifera indica (mango), 2389 nucleotides. Its product is annotated as protease Do-like 9. Bases 162 to 1928 code for a protein of 588 amino acids. The record is from RefSeq and is a predicted model, not a curated record. Lineage: Eukaryota; Viridiplantae; Streptophyta; Magnoliopsida; Sapindales; Anacardiaceae. The transcript is spliced from 9 exons. Gene Ontology annotation, biological process: proteolysis. Gene Ontology annotation, molecular function: serine-type endopeptidase activity; protein binding.
CCCUCCUCGUAGUCACUGUAUUAGAUUUUUUUUUCUUCAUCUCCUUGCGAAUCCUCCCUCCCUAGGUUUGGUUAAAUGAUUAAAAUUGCAAUCAUUUAAAACGCGUAAACCUCCUCAAAACGAAACCUUUCAAAUAAAAGCCUUUAGUCAAGAUCCCAAAAAUGCCUGACGUUAAACGCAAACGCGGCCGCAAACCCAAAAUCCCUGCUCCACAGGAAACCCUAGAUGUUCCCUUCACCACAACCUCCUCCGCCGCCGCAAUAGACGACGUGUUCUCCGUCUCCAAUGUCGACAUAAUUCCCACAACUAAUCCUUCUACCAUCGCCACCGCGACUUCGACCACCACCAACCACCAGCAGCAUCCCGAUCAUCGUCCUCGCCGAGGCCGUCCCAAGAAAGUUCCGAAACAUGAAACACUGGAGGAUAAACCGCCUCCGCUUCUACGCAGUUCCGGCGUGGGGGUUUCUCGGCCGUUGGAAAAUGGUGGGGAUUCUGUUGGAGGGGGGCCGGCCGUGGCCAGAGUUGUACCGGCUAUGGACGCUGUUGUGAAGGUGUUUUGUGUUCAUACGGAGCCAAAUUUUUCGUUGCCGUGGCAGAGGAAACGACAGUACAGUUCGAGUAGUAGUGGGUUUGUGAUUAGUGGUAGGAGGGUGUUGACAAAUGCACAUUCUGUGGAGCAUUACACGCAGGUUAAGCUCAAGAAAAGAGGCUCCGACACUAAGUUCUUGGCUACUGUGCUUGCUAUCGGGACCGAGUGCGAUAUUGCCAUGCUUACAGUCAAUGAUGAUGAAUUCUGGGAAGGAGUAUCACCAGUGGAGUUUGGAGAAUUGCCUGCCCUUCAAGAUGCUGUGACUGUUGUGGGUUAUCCAAUUGGGGGAGAUACUAUUUCUGUGACGAGUGGUGUUGUAUCACGUAUAGAGAUUCUAUCCUAUGUUCAUGGGUCUACUGAGCUCUUGGGUCUACAGAUAGAUGCUGCUAUAAAUUCUGGAAAUUCUGGUGGGCCUGCCUUUAAUGAUAAGGGCAAUUGUGUAGGCAUUGCAUUUCAGUCUCUUAAGCAUGAGGAUGUGGAAAAUAUAGGUUAUGUCAUACCAACACCAGUUAUCAUGCAUUUCAUCCAGGAUUAUGAGAAGAAUGCAGCAUAUACAGGAUUCCCUGUUCUUGGAGUUGAGUGGCAGAAAAUGGAAAAUCCUGAUUUGCGUAUGGCAAUGGGUAUGAAGCCUGAGCAGAAAGGUGUCCGUAUUCGAAGGAUUGAUCCUACUGCUCCAGAAUAUGAGGUUUUGAAGCCAUCUGAUAUCAUUCUAAGCUUUGAUGGGGUUGAUAUUGCCAAUGAUGGAACUGUCCCUUUUCGGCAUGGAGAGCGCAUUGGCUUUAGUUGUCUUGUCUCCCAAAAGUAUACUGGGGAUAGUGCUGCAGUCCAAGUUCUCCGUGCUUCCAAGAUUCUCAAUUUCAACAUGAAACUUGCCACACGUAGAAAGCUUGUUCCAUCUCACAACAAAGGGAAGCCUCCAUCAUAUUACAUUAUUGCAGGGCUUGUUUUUUCGACAGUGUCUGUUCCAUAUCUUCGCUCUGAGUUUGGAAAAGAUUAUGGAUAUGAAGCCCCAGUCAAGCUUUUGGACAAACUCUUAUAUUCACUGCCACAGUCACCGGAUGAGCAGCUUGUUGUGGUUUCUCAGGUGCUUGUAGCUGAUAUUAAUAUUGGAUAUGAGGACAUUGUUAAUACUCAGGUUCAUUCUUUUAAUGGUAAGCCUGUGAAGAAUUUGAAGUGUUUGGCAAACAUGGUAGAGAAUUGUGAUGAUGAAUUUUUGAAAUUCGAUCUAGAAUAUAAUCAGAUGGUGGUCCUCCAGACAAAGACUGCAAAAGCAGCGACCCCAGAUAUUCUUAUAACCCAUUGCAUACCUUCAGCAAUGUCUGAUGAUCUCAAGAAAUGAAUUUUGAUCAUAUUCUAGGUUCACCAAAUUUGGCAAUUUUCAUAGUUGUCAAAACUCACUGCAAUUUUUGUUUUCUGCAUGUUCUUUAAAGAAAUAGUAACUCAUGCAGGGUGGAGUUGCUAGCCAUAUAUCAGAAAUUUCUUAGAUGUGUUUUAUGGAGUCUUGGGGGGUCUCAGACAAUACAAGGGUGAGGGUACAGCUCCCAGAUAAUGGAUAGCUUUUGCUCACCAUUAAUGGAGAAAACAUGCAGGUUGUAAAAUUUGAGCGGACAGCAACUUUUGUCUUGUUCAUUCAUAUAUAAAAAUUUGGAGAUAUCUCAGCCAUUUGUAAUAUUGAGAGAUUAUAUAAUGUUUGUUUGUAAAAAUGAAUGCAACCAAAAAGUGUCAGAACCAGUCAUGUCUCAGUGUGAUUGUUUUUAACCAACCACACGGGAAAGAAUAUAGCAUGUUUCAACUUUUGAA